Molecule: messenger RNA, 894 nt
Organism: Heterotrigona itama
Lineage: Eukaryota; Metazoa; Arthropoda; Insecta; Hymenoptera; Apidae
Source: the annotation of a GenBank genome assembly
AUGGUAUAUCAAAAUGACAUUAACAUAACAUGUUUCGUAAUUUAAUUUACAAUAAAUACUGAACAUCAAGUUGAUUUAUUUUUUUUCUUGUAUGUUAUCCACAACUUUCACGUAAUUUUCGCUAAUAACAAUUGACAAUCGAUAUAACAAUAAUGUCAUUAAUAAUAUUAAUUACAGAAACUUGCAGUUGCAUCUAACAAACAUGAACACUUUCAAAGCACGCAAGACGGAUUUGCUAUUGUACAUUAUGCCGGUGUUGUUUCUUAUUCGGUUGAUGGAUUUUGUGAUAAAAAUCGCGAUGUGCUUUUCUUAGACCUCGUGGAACUGAUGCAAACGAGCACUAAUUCUUUGAUCCAGAAACUUUAUCCACCAGAAUUUCAAGCAAAUAAAACAAAAACACUUAGAUCCAGACCUACUACUGCUGGUAACAAGAUCAGAAAUCAAGCAAGUCAAUUGAUGAAUCAAUUGAUGAAAUGUACACCACAUUAUAUUAGAUGCAUCAAACCUAAUGAGACAAAAAAACCACGUGACUGGGAUUCAGUUAGAGUAAAACAUCAAGUAGAAUAUUUAGGAUUAAAAGAAAAUAUUAGAAUACGUAGGGCUGGCUUUGCGUAUAGAAGGCCAUUCGCCAAAUUUUUACAAAGAUACAGAAUUCUCACAAAAGAGACUUGGCCACGUUGGACCGGUAACGAAAAACAAGGAAUCGAGUGGAUAUUAGGAAGUCUUAAUAUUGAUCGAUCAAAGUAUCAGCUUGGAAAAACAAAAUUAUUUAUAAAAGCUCCCGAAAGUAUUUUUAAAUUUUUUGAUGAUAAUAAUCGACAAAAUUUAUCUACGUGCAAAAUUAUGGUUGUUUACAAAACAUAUGGAAACAUUUCGUAUAAAUCUCCAAUAUAA